This is a messenger RNA of Chaetomium fimeti, 2763 nucleotides long. Its product is annotated as WD40-repeat-containing domain protein. Gene Ontology annotation, molecular function: protein binding. Gene Ontology annotation, cellular component: site of double-strand break; nucleus. NCBI's taxonomy places the organism in Eukaryota, Fungi, Ascomycota, Sordariomycetes, Sordariales, Chaetomiaceae. The coding region runs from base 1 to 2763 and encodes 920 amino acids. The transcript has 5 exons. The record is from RefSeq and is a predicted model, not a curated record.
AUGUCGUCCACAUCCGUUCUUACCCCCGAAGAGAAGGAACACUUCCUCACCCACGGGUGGGUCAAGAUCCCCAAUGCCUUCACCAAGGAACAAGCCGAUAGCGUCAACGCCAAUGUCUGGACCCGGCUGGGCAUGGACCCGAACGACCGGUCCACCUGGACGCGGCUGCGCACCAACAUGCCCGGCCACAACAAGUUCGACCCCGCCGAGUUUGCGCCGCGCGCCUGGGCGGCCAUCUGCGAGCUCUGCGGCGGCGAGGACCGCGUCGAUCCCGGGUCGAGGGAGUGGCGCGACUCGCUCAUCGUCAACCUGGGCGACGAGAAGCACGGCGGCAAGCCCGUCCCGCCGCAGGACCUGCCCGAGUGGCAUGUGGACGGCGAUUUCUUCGUCCACUACCUCGACAGCCGCGAGCAAGGGCUGCUGGUAACGCCUCUGUUCACGGACAUCGUGUCCAACGGCGGCGCGACGGUCAUCUGCCCGGAGGCGAUCCCCAAGAUCGCCAAGCACCUGUACGAGCACCCGGAGGGCGUGUCGCCGCGCAUGGUGCCGCGCGGGCAGCAGGGGUUCGAGACGGGGCAGCACAAGGACCUGAGCUUCUUCUGCAACGUGGCCAAGAGCUGUGACAACUUCGUCGAGGCCACGGGCCAGGUCGGCGACGUGUACCUGAUGCACCCGCUCAUGCUGCACGCGCCCUCGAGCAACGCGCUGCGCAAGGUCCGCAUCAUCAUCAACCCGGCCGUGUCGCUCAAGGAGGAGCACUGCUUCGACCGCGAGGAUGGGAAUUACAGCCUGGUCGAGCAGUUCACGAUGCGCUCGCUGGGCAAGGAGAGGCUGAGCGGGUGGAAGGCCACGGGUCCGAGGGAGAAGGUCGUCCCGGCGCGUCUGCAGAUGCAGGAACAGAUGAAGCAGGAGGAGCUGAAGAGACUGGCCGACUUGAAGGCCAAGGAGGAACAGAAAACUGUUGAGUACCUCCGUAGCCAGCAAGCCUUUAAGAUGAGCGACAGCGACAGUGACGACUACCGGGUUGAGGCGCCCGUACUCGCCCACGAUGACCCCAUGCGGGCCUUCAUACCCAAGUCAUUCGGCAAGACAACGAAAGAGGCAAACAUCGCCGCGCAAAUCGAGCAGACGAGGAGACAACCCGACAAGCCAGCGCCACAAAAACAAAAACAGGUCGCUUCCGAUAGCGACGACAGUAGCUCAGACGGCGAUUCGGAUUCCGACGAUGAGGAUGAGGAUGAGGCCGAGAGGUUUCCGGUGACCCACGAGAUGGUGCUCAAGACACACGAGCGGGCCAUCACAAGCAUCGCCCUGGACCCUGCCGGGUCGCGCAUGCUCACCGGCUCCCUCGACGGCAACGUCAAUUUCCACGAUUUUGCGGCCAUGACGCCCACCACACUCCGAGCCUUCAAGAGCGUCGAUCCGUGGGAGACCAAGAAGUCAGCAACCUCUGACUCCCACCCGAUCCAACACGUCGAGUUCAGCCGCCACUCGGGCAGCGUCUUCCUCUGCGUCACAGCGCACCCCCAAGCGAAGAUCAUGUCAAGGGAUGGAGGCGUGGUGACGGAAUUUGUGAAGGGCGACAUGUACCUCCGGGACAUGAAUAACACUAAGGGGCAUGUGGGGGAAAUAACCACGGGGACAUGGCACCCCAUAGACCCGAACCUCUGUGUAACCGCAGGUUCCGACAGCACGCUGAGGAUAUGGGAUAUCAACAACAAGAGAAGCCAGAAGGAUGUGAUUGCGUUCAAAUCCAAGGCCCCAGGCACGGCGGGGCGCACUCGAAUGACAGCAGUUGCGUGGGGAGCCUCCGCACAGGGUACUACUCCCGUCCUAGUAGCCACUGCUCUGGAUGGAUCGCUAGUCAUGUACAGCGGAAAUGGCUCCUUUACGAGGCCCGCGGGGGAAAUAAAGGAUGCGCACCAGCCUGGCACGUGGACUGGGGGUAUCGAUAUCAGCGCCGACGGCCGGAUGGUAGUAACCCGCGGCGGUGACGGGCUGAUCAAGCUCUGGGACACGCGCAAGUUCAAGCAGCCGCUGGUGAAGAUCGACCACCCCUCGACCUCGGACCGAUACCCAAUGACCAACAUCAAGUACUCUCCCGACUCCCGCUACAUCAUCACCGGCUCCGCCUCUGGCCACCUCCACAUCCUCAACCCCGCCAACCUCCGGCCCGAACACGUCACCUCCAUCACCCCCGGCAUCCCCCUCAUCACCGUCGACUGGCACGCCAAACUCAACCAGAUCAUCACCGGCUCUGCCAACGCGGAGACCCACGUCCUCUACCACCCUUCCCUCUCCACCCGCGGCGCCCUCGAAGUCAUGUCGCGCGCGCCCAAGAAGCGCCACGUCGACGACGACCCGUCCUUCACCAUGGACCAGAGCCAGCUCGGCCUCUCGGGCGACGCCAUCAUCACGCCGGGGGCCAUGUCGGGCGCGCACAGGCGCGGCGGCGCCGGCACCGGCGGCGUCUCGGCCUCGGGCCGAACGUCGCGCGACCCCUACCGGCCGCAGGUGCAGCAGAUCACGCCCUUCAUGCGCAGCCAGCCCGACGAGAAGCACAUCGAGGAGAACAUCCCGCUUAGCCGCAUGCUGCACGAGGACCCGCGCGAGGCCCUGCUCAAGUACGCCGAGGUGGCCAAGAAGGAUCCGGUGUUUACGGGCGCUUGGGCGAAGACGCAGCCUGUUACGCAAUAUGCGGAUUUGAGCGAUGGGGAGGAGGCGGGUGGGGAGGGGAGGGAGGCUAAGAGGGUUAAGAGGUGA